Molecule: messenger RNA, 3036 nt
Organism: Pyricularia pennisetigena
Lineage: Eukaryota; Fungi; Ascomycota; Sordariomycetes; Magnaporthales; Pyriculariaceae
Exons: 8
Coding region: 1-3036 (1011 amino acids)
Biological process (GO): glutamyl-tRNA aminoacylation; L-tyrosine biosynthetic process
Molecular function (GO): zinc ion binding; prephenate dehydrogenase (NAD+) activity; glutamate-tRNA ligase activity
Source: RefSeq, a predicted model, not a curated record
AUGGCGGCGUCGACCCAGUCUCCCAACGGGCUUCCAUCCAUGGACAGCUUCGUUGUCGGAAUCAUCGGCAUGGGCGACAUGGGCAAGAUGUAUGCCCGGAGGCUCAGUGCUGCCGGAUGGAGGAUCCUGGCAUGUGAUCAGGAAGAAAAGUUUGAAGCUCUACGGGAGGAGUUCUCUGGACACAAUAAUAUAACAAUUCAUCGCAACGGCCACCUGGUAUCUCGAGCUAGCGACUACGUCAUCUACAGUGUUGAGGCGGCAUCCAUCGGCCGCGUUGUAGCCCAGUAUGGACCAUCUACCAAGCAGAGUGCCAUCGUCGGCGGCCAGACGUCCUGCAAGGAUCCUGAGAUCAAAGCUUUCGAGCAGCACCUCCCGAGCGACGUGGACAUAGUGUCAUGCCACUCUCUACACGGGCCAAAUGUAGACCCCAAAGGACAGCCUCUGGUCCUGAUACCACACCGCACCAAUAACCCCUCCUCGCUAGCAACAGUCGAAGCCAUCCUCAAGUGCUUCAACUCCAAAAAGGUGAUACUCACAGCGCGCGAGCACGACCGCAUCACGGCCGACACGCAGGCCGUGACGCACGCCGCCUUCCUCUCGAUGGGCAAGGCGUGGCACGCGUCCGAAGAGUUCCCGUGGGAAGGGGCGCGGUACGUGGGCGGGAUCGAGAACGCAAAGAUCAACCUGAUGCUGCGCAUCUACGCGCAAAAGUGGCACGUGUACGCCGGGCUCGCCAUACUCAACCCCGAGGCGCGCAAGCAGAUCGACCAGUACGCGCGCUCGACCACGGAGCUGUACAAGCUCAUGCUCGAGGGCCGGGCCGAGGAGCUGCGGCGGCGGGUGCUGGCGGCGCGGGAUCGCGUCUUUGGCCCCGAGGGUGCGCCCAAGUGGGAGGAGCGGCCGCUGCUGAAGGACGGGCUGCUGGACCGCUUCAGCCUGAAGCCGGAAGGCGGCGGCGGCGGCGAGCGCCAGCAGAUCCUGCCCAACAACCACCUCAGCCUGCUGGCCAUGGUGGACUGCUGGAGCGCGCUGGGCAUCGUGCCGUUCGAUCACAUGAUCUGCUCGACGCCGCUGUUCCGGCUGUGGCUGGGCGUCACGGAGCACCUCUUUCGCAGCCCUGCGCGGCUGGACGAGGCGUUACGCAUCGCCAUCGAGGACAACACGUUCCGGUCGGACGACCUCGAAUUCACCUUUGCCGCGAGGGGUUGGGCAGAGUGCGUGAGCCUGGGUCACUUUGACACGUGGCGUGAGAGGUUCAUCGUCACGCAGCGCUUCUUUGAGCCGCGGUUCGCCGACGCCAUCAAGGUCGGGAACGAGAUGGUCAAGGCGGUGCUCGAGUCCUCCAAGGAUACAACAUCAUCAACAGCAGGACCGGCAGCAACGGGGCGGCAGCAAAGCAGCGCAACAAAGCUCGCAGAGAGGCCGGCGCGGACACGUUUCGCCCCAUCCCCAACCGGGUUCCUGCACCUUGGCUCCCUCCGCACCGCCCUGUUCAACUACCUGCUCGCCAAGGCCACGGGCGGACAGUUCCUGCUCCGGCUCGAGGACACGGACCGGACGCGGAUCGUGCCAGGUGCCGAGGCUCGCCUCUACCAGGACCUUAGGUGGGCAGGUCUGUUCUGGGACGAAGGGCCCGACGUGGGCGGGCCGAGAGGGCCGUACCGGCAGUCGGAGCGCCUCGAGCACUAUGCCAAAUACGCGCGGCAGCUGCUCGACUCCGGCCGGGCCUACCGCUGCUUCUGCACCAAGGAGGAGCUCGCGGCCUCGCAGCUCGCGUCCCAGGCCGACAGCGCCGCCGCCGGCCGCUACCCGGGGACCUGCCUCGCCGUGUCUGCGGACGAGUCCGAGGAGAGGGCCGCAAGGGGAGACCCGCACGUGAUCAGGUUCAGGAGCAACACCACGCCAUUCGCCGUGCCCGAUCUCGUGUACCGUCGCUUCAGAAAGAAGCACAUGGAGGACGACUUUAUCAUCAUGAAGAGCGACGGCUUCCCGACGUACCAUUUCGCCAAUGUCGUCGAUGACCACCUUAUGGACGUUACCCACGUCAUCAGGGGAGCCGAAUGGCUGAUAUCGACGCCUAUGCACUGUGACCUCUACGACGCCCUGGGCUGGAAGGAACCGAUAUUCGCCCAUGUCGGUUUGCUGGUCAACAAAGACCGACAGAAACUAAGCAAGCGCAACUCGGACAUCCAGAUAUCAUCAUACCAAGAACAAAACAUACUCCCCGAGGCCCUCGUCGACUUUGUGGCCCAUCUCGGCUGGCGGGCCCCGUCGAAGAAGGGGGCGCUGACUCUUUCAGAUCUCGUCCAGCACUUCGAUUUGAAAUUCACCAAGGGCGACAUCGUCACAGACCUCGACAAGAUACAAUAUCACCAGGUUCAACAUCUUGUUCGACAGCUAGAAAACGAAAACACGGCAGCAGGGCAUGAUUCCAUAGGCGCCAUCGUUGAUACAGUCUCCGGCAUGUUCAGUGGCUUUGAGAAGCCUACGGACGGCCUACACGCGGCGCUAAAAGGCGAACACGAUAGUGCCGACAGACGAGAGUACAUCCGCGCAGUGCUUCGCCUCUUGAGCAACAAGGCUUGGCCGCUUGAAAAGGUUGUCGAGGGCAACAUGCAUCUCUUCUGGCGUCCGACUAGCCAACAACUGCGUGAUAACUUGGACCAGCUCCGGAAGUCACUGGGCUCCAUCACGAUCAACAACGCGGAUGGCGACGUUCAUGGUGCCCUGGCGCUCAUCCAAGACGCCCUCAAAGGUAUCAGCGAGGACAAGUGGGACGCUGAAACCCUCAAAGACUCGAUGACAUCGAUACACUCGGCCAUAAGUUGUCGGGAUGUCCAAGGAAACGAGAUACCCCAUGCCAACUACAAGCUCUGGAGGUGGUUCCUGCUCGGAUCAAAUCCAGGCCCAGCCGUACACUCAAUUUUGGAGUUGUUCGGCCGAGAUGAGACUUUGGACCGUCUAGAGGAGGCUAUGGAUGUGCUUAGGCGCUCGCAGGAAGAUCCCGUCAAGGAUGCCGCAGCAGCCUCAGCGUAG